Molecule: messenger RNA, 1722 nt
Organism: Nicrophorus vespilloides
Lineage: Eukaryota; Metazoa; Arthropoda; Insecta; Coleoptera; Silphidae
Product: cytochrome P450 9e2-like
Exons: 6
Coding region: 36-1616 (526 amino acids)
Molecular function (GO): iron ion binding; oxidoreductase activity, acting on paired donors, with incorporation or reduction of molecular oxygen; heme binding
Source: RefSeq, a predicted model, not a curated record
CGAUUCACGAAUUCUCAUUUUCAUUCCCAUCGAAAAUGUUCCUCGCGUUGGUUUUCGUGGCUGUACUGCUGCUCUUCCUCUACUUGAAGUACUAUGUCACCUUCAAUUACUGGCAGCGAAGAGGCGUCAAGUUCGAGAAGACGCAUUCGAUUUUCGGCAACAUAGGUAAAAACAUUCUUCAGCGCCAAUCCAUGGCUGAUCUGAUUGCGAACAUCUACAAGAAACAUUCGGAAGAACCAUACUUCGGAAUCUUCACGUUCAUGAACCCGACUUUGGUGGUGAAAGACCCGGAGAUCAUCAAGGAAAUCGCAGUGAAGAAUAUCGAUAACUUCAUCACGCACAAGUUGUUCUCUAGUGGUGAUGGGUCUCACGUCUUCAGCAAGAAUCUGUUCGCUACUUCUGGAUCCAUAUGGAGGAACACAAGACCUUCUUUAUCUCCCGCUUUUACUGGUAGCAAAAUGAGGGCUAUGUACGAUUUGGUAAACGAAUGCUCGAUGCAAUGGUUCAAGACUUUCGAAGCCAAAAACGAAGAGACUAUUCUCGUCAAUCUCAAAGAGGACAUCAUCAUCAGAUUCACCAUAGACGUUAUAUCCACGUGCAUCUUCGGAUUGAAGAGCAAUUCUUUCGAGGACAAAAACAACGAGUUCUUCAAACGCGCCCAUUCCGUCGGAGAUUUUGGUGGCAACAAGAUCUUCGCCCUCUUCGGUUACUGCAUUCCUCAAUUCAUCGUCAAAAUGUUCGAUUUGAGGAUUGUGCCGAACGAUGAUCAAGAGUUCUUCGAGCGCGUCGUCAUGGAAACCAUCAAGAUGCGUGUCCAAAACAACAUAGUUCGUCCGGAUAUGAUCAAUCUGCUGAUGGACUCGAGGAAAGGAAAACUGACGCACGACACUGACGGAGAUUUAAACGAUACCGGUUUCGCUACCAUCGAGGAAUCGAGUUUGGGAAAAUCCAAAGUCAACGGUGAGAUGGCCGACGAUGAGAUCGUCGGUCACAGCUUGCUCUUCCUCAUCGCCGGAUCCGAUACCACAGCUUGCGGUUUGACCUUCCUCAUUUACGAGUUGGCUUUGCAUUCCGACAUCCAACAAAGGCUUUACGAAGAAAUCGCCGAGUACUUAGAGGAGGGUAAAGGUAAAAUCUCGUACGAGAACAUCCUGAAAAUGAAGUACCUGGAUAUGGUUUGCUCAGAAACCUUGAGGAAGUGGCCUCCACUACCUGUGACGGACAGAUGCACCUCGAGACCAUACGAAAUCAAGAGCGAAAACAAGAAAUCUUUGCGUCUGGAAUCGGGAACGGUUGUGUGGUUCCCGGUUUUCAGCAUUCACAGGGAUCCGAAAUACUACGAAGAUCCUGAAAGGUUCGAUCCGGAACGUUUCAGUGAUGAGAACAAAGACAAGAUCAACAAAGACGCGUACCUUCCUUUCGGCGUUGGACCGAGAGCAUGCAUUGGUUCAAGAUUGGCGAUGCUCAUGUUCAAAUCCAUUCUUGUGCAUAUAUUGAACAACUUUGAAGUGGUGCCAGUUGAGAAGACUCCAAUUCCAUUAGAAUUAAGCAAGAAACAUAUAUUUUUAAAUCCGAACAGUCCCGUUUGGCUAGGCCUAAAGCGAAGGACUCAUUAAGAUAGACUCGAGCCGCGCAUAUCUUAUGCAAUUAAUCCUAAUCAUCCACUCUAAAUCAUUUUCUAUUCUUAGGUAAAACUCACUCUAAAUAAAUAUUUAAAACUUA